Messenger RNA from Dama dama (fallow deer), 1551 nucleotides. It is a transcript of the gene ORC6, whose product is annotated as origin recognition complex subunit 6. Gene Ontology annotation, molecular function: DNA binding. Lineage: Eukaryota; Metazoa; Chordata; Mammalia; Artiodactyla; Cervidae. The record is from RefSeq and is a predicted model, not a curated record. Gene Ontology annotation, cellular component: nuclear origin of replication recognition complex. The transcript is spliced from 7 exons. Gene Ontology annotation, biological process: DNA replication initiation; DNA replication. The coding region runs from base 320 to 1129 and encodes 269 amino acids.
GCAGUGCGGAGUAGCGGGGAAACUCUCGGCGGCAGGAAGGGGACGCCGGAGGGAAAGGCAGCGUUCGAGUCUCUCUAGAAGGGAGGAAUGGAAUGAGUGGGAGCCAUCCCAGCGCAUUCACGUUUGGCCUUGACGUGUGUACUCGCAGCGCGCACGCGCAGAAGAAUGGCCAGAAUUGGUUUGCGGGGCAGUGUAACUUCUAGUCCCAACCAAUCCAGAUGCAGCGAGGGGGAGGGGGGCCCAGCCUUAACUGGCGAGUGCAGCAUCUGCGCGCGGGUUUCGUCGGGUCUCAGCUGUGCCUGUCUUCCUAGUCCGCACCAUGGAGUCUGGUCUGAUCAGGCGUUUAGCCCCGCGCCUGGGCAUCGUCGAGCCGGAGGUGCUGAGUAUUAGGCAAACUUCUGAAAAAGAAGGAGUUUUAGUGAAUGUGUUGCUCAGGAAAGCAGAGGAGUACUUGCGACUGUCCCAUGUGAAGUGUGUUGGCCUGUCUGCACGAACCACAGAAACCAGCAAUGCAGUCAUGUGUCUGGACCUUGCAGCUUCCUGCAUGAAGUGCCCUUUGGACAGGGCUUACUUGAUUAAACUUUCUGGCUUGAACAAGAAGAUGUAUCAGAGUUGUCUUAAAUCUUUCGAGUGUUUAUUGGGCCUGAACUCAAAUAUUGGAAUAAGAGACCUGGCAGUACAGUUUAGCUGUACAGAAGCAGUGAACUUGGCUUCAAAGAUACUGCAAAGCUAUGAGUCCAGUCUUCCACAAACACAGCAAGUGGAUCUUGACUUAUCCAGGCCACUUUUCACCACUGCUGCACUGCUUUCAGCUUGCAAGAUUCUAAAGCUAAAGGUGGACAGAAAUAAAAUGGCAGCCACAUCUGGAGUUAAAAAGGCCAUAUUUGAUCGACUCUAUAAACAAUUAGAAAAGAUUGGGCAGCAGAUUGACAGAGAACCUGGAGAUUCAGCUACUCCACCACAGAAGAAAAAGAAGACAGUGAUUGAACCUUCAGCAAAGGAAAUAGAAAAUGCAGUAGAGACCCUACAUAAACCUCAAAAAGAUGAAGAUCUGACACAAGAUUAUGAAGAAUGGAAAAGGAAAAUUUUGGAAAAUGCUGCUAGAGCUCAAAAGUCUGCAACACAGUGAUUUCAGCCUCCAGACUAACUUGUACUGCAAACCAGCAGUGCAUCUGCCACCUCAAGGAAAAUGUGAGGACUUUGGAAAUUUGUUUAAACUUUUAAAACAAAGAUCCUAUUCUUAAUGGCAAAGAAGGCAGCCUUGGGGCUGAGCAGGAUGGCUCUGAUAUGGGCAGCAAAUUCAUUAGAUCAGCCACAGUGCCUGGUUGACUCAGCCUUGGCUCCCCACAGGUCUGCACUCUGCAAAAUGUAAUUGAAGCCAUUUUGCUUUUUUGUUUUGUUUUAAGCAAAAGACAGUCUCCUGCCCUAUCCAUAAUAUGAAUUUCAGGCUGAAUGGAGUCUAAGGAUUUUACUUUUUUGUGUAAAUCUCUUGGUAUGAAUAAAUCCAUAUAUGGUACAAUCUUAAGUUAAUAAAUAUUAUUUUUAUAUGCA